Cyprinus carpio (common carp) is the source of this 1767-nucleotide messenger RNA. RefSeq lists its product as uncharacterized. The record is from RefSeq and is a predicted model, not a curated record. NCBI's taxonomy places the organism in Eukaryota, Metazoa, Chordata, Actinopteri, Cypriniformes, Cyprinidae.
UUAACCAUCUGAAGUGUUUAAAUCAACACAACUUGUACAGAGACGUUGAGAGAAUUGUAUAUGAAGCUCCUAUUGAACUGUCAACCAAUGUAACUCUGUACAGUUUUAGCUAGUGACGUGACUGAAAGGUAUUUUGUUCGUGUAAAGCGCUCCUGCACGCGAGUAACAGAACAGGACAGUGUCCAAACACAGAAAAAAACUCCUGGUGGAUCAACUGAGAUCCACGUGACAAACUAUCAUAAAGAUGGAGUUUAUUAAAGAGGAGAGUGAAGACAUGAAGAUUGAAGAAACAUUCAGAGUCAGGCAUGAAGAUACUGAGGAACAAACAGACCUGAUGGCACUUAAAGAGGAGAGUCAAGAGCUGAAUGAAACAGAAGAGAAAGACCAAAAGGAGAAACAUCAUGAUUUCAAAACUGAAGACAAAUCAAUUAGUUACUCAAAUACUGAGAAUAUUUCCUUACGAAAUAAAGCUCAAAAAACACAAAUUACAAACCUUAAUUCCCACAAGAGAAUGCACACUGGAGAGAGACCUUACACCUGCCAACAGUGUGGACAAAUGUUCAAUCGAAAAGGAACCCUUUCAGUCCACAUGAAAAUUCACGUUGAAAAGAAGCCAUUAAUAUGCCCUCAGUGUGGAAAGAGAUUUACACAGAAAAAAACCCUUAAUGCCCACAUGAGAACUCACACUGGAGAGAGACCAUAUGAAUGUGAUCAGUGUGGAAAGUGUUUCGCACAGAAAAAAACCCUUAACAUCCACAUGAGGAUUCACAUUGGAGAGAGACCUUACACCUGCAAACAGUGUGGGAAGAGUUUCACAGUAAAUGGAGAUCUUAAAAUUCACAUGAAAAUUCACACUGGAGAGAGACCAUUCAUAUGUGUUCAGUGUGGAAAGAAUUUUAUAGAGAAAAAAUCCCUUAAUGUUCACAUGAGGAUUCACACUGGAGAGAGACCGUAUAAAUGUGAUCAGUGUGGAAAGAGUUUCAUACACAAAAAAAACCUUAAUGUCCACAUGAGGUUUCACAUUGGAGAGAGACCUUACACCUGCAAACAGUGUGGGAAGAGUUUCACAGUAAAUGGAGAUCUUAAUAAUCACAUGAGAAUUCACACUGGAGAGAGACCAUUCAUAUGUUUUCAGUGUGGAAAGAGUUUUAAACAGAAAAAAUGCCAUAAUGUUCACAUGAGAAUUCACACAGGAGAGAAGCCUUACAUCUGUAAUCAAUGUGGAAACAGUUUCAGAUAUAAAGACAACCUUAAAAAUCACAUGAGGAUUCACUCAAGAGACAACAGUUUUAAAUGUCAGCAGUGCGAAAGGAGUUUCGUAGACAAGAAAUGUCUUAAGAAUCAUGUUACAAUUCACUUGGGAGAAAAGCUUUUCAUGUGCCAUCACUGUGGAAAGAGUCUCACAAACAAUGCAAACCUUGAGACUCACUUGAGAAUUCACACUGGAGAGAAACCUUUCACCUGCAAACAGUGUGGAAAGAGUUUCAGAGUGAAAGGAAACUUAGUGCCUCACAUGAGGAUUCACACUGGAGAGAAGCCAUUCACAUGUCUUCAGUGUGACAUGAGUUUCACCUAUAACAAAGACCUGAAACAUCAUUUGAAAACUCAUUCUGGGAAGAAUUUGCCAUUUUCCUCAGUGUGACGAGAUAUUUAGAAAAUGAGCAAUGCAGUCAUUCUGGAAGACAAAUCAAUUAUGGUCAGUGAAAUAACUCUGACAGAUACAUGUGUGAAGUCAUGCAAAAGUGAGACCCUGUUUGUGUUCUUUGU